This is a messenger RNA of Penicillium lagena, 1197 nucleotides long. Its product is annotated as M20 family metallopeptidase. The record is from RefSeq and is a predicted model, not a curated record. The transcript has 4 exons. NCBI's taxonomy places the organism in Eukaryota, Fungi, Ascomycota, Eurotiomycetes, Eurotiales, Aspergillaceae. Gene Ontology annotation, molecular function: dipeptidase activity. Bases 1 to 1197 code for a protein of 398 amino acids.
AUGGCUCCCCAGAUUGACGAGGUCCAAGCUGCAGUAGAUGCAGCUCUGGAAUCACUACACACAUCGCUUCGAGAGCUGAACCGGGAGAUAUGGUCGAACCCUGAACUCGCGUAUCAGGAACAUCGAGCUCACGAUACGAUCUGCGAUUUCCUGGAAAAACAAGGAUUCACAGUGACCCGACAUGCGUACGGCCUUGAUACGUCUUUUGAAGCCUUAAGCGGAGCUGGGGGGCGGUUGGUCAACUUCAACGCUGAAUAUGACGCCCUUCCAGACAUCGGGCAUGCGUGUGGCCAUAAUCUCAUCGCCACUAGCUCCAUCGCGGCUUUCCUCGCCUUGUCCUUUGCCUUGAAGAAGUAUGGCAUUUCCGGGCGAACACAACUCUUAGGGACUCCAGCUGAGGAGAACGGGGGGGUAAAGCAAAGCUUAUUGACGCGGGGGCUUACAAGGGAGUGGACAUUUCUCUCAUGGCGACAAGAGCCUUCUGAUGGCAUUGCGGGAACCCUGAUGAACGCCCGCAAGCAAGUCAACUGCGAGUUCACGGGCAAGAAUGCUCACGCCGGGGGGAAUCCCUGGGAAGGAAUUAACGCGCUGGAUGCCUUGGUCAGUUCAUACAACAACGUCGCGGUCUUGCGGCAGCAGCUCCUGCCGGAUCAACGCAUCCACUGCGCUUUCACCGACACCCCCAAAGUGGCAAACGUUAUCCCUGCAUACACCAAGGCUUACUGGCAGGUCCGAAGCCCGACCCUCAAGGGACUCAAUACCCUGAUCACAAAGGUGCGAAACUGCAUCGAGGCGGGCGCGCUAGCGACGGGAUGCAAGGUCGACAUUUCGGAGGAAGAGCUUUACACGGACGUUCGGCUGAACGACACGCUCUGCGAGCGGUAUCAGAUCCACAUGAGACGGUAUGGGCGGAAGGUGCUGAAGCGCCACGAAAAAGUCCUGACUGGAUCCUCCGACAUCGGAAAUGUCAGCUACGUGACCCCGACGCUUCACACCAUGUUCGGCAUCCCCACGCCCGAGAACACAUUCCCCCAUCAUCCCUCGUUCGCCGCCGCCGCGGGCACCGAUGAGGCGCAUGGGGAGGCAGUCCUAGUGGGCAAAUCCCUCGCCCUGAUCGGAUGGGACAUGAUCUCGGACGACGCUCUCUUCCAGGCAGCUCAGCAGCAGUGGCAGGAGGAGAUCGCGCGGGAAGAUUGA